AUGAAGUCGCUGGCGACGCGAUCCGCUAAUUCUCAAUCGGACAAGAAAUUUGGGUCAGCUGAAGUAAACUUUACGGGCUCACAGACGCUGUACUGCAUGGUGCAGUGCUCGCCGGAGAUGAGCGCGGAUCUGUGUAUGCGUUGCUUGGAAAGCGCCGUAGGCUCUCUUCCUCAGUGCUGCUCGGGAAAACAAGGCGGAAAGCACCUACCAAUCCAAUCUCGACAUCGUCCUCUUUCCUCUAACGCCACACGGGCCACUGGGUUCUCCAACGCCUCCGCUGGCGAAGUCUCCGGGCUCUUUUUGUGCCGUGGUGAUGUCAACCCCACCGUCUGUCAAGACUGCGUUGCCAACGGAACCAUAGAGAUACUAGGACGCUGCCCCUUAGACAAAGUGGCUAUAAUAUGGUACGACGAGUGCCUGUUACGUUGCUCCAACCAACCCAUCUUCGCCACCGUAAACGUAGUGCCCGCGGUAUCCAUGUCGAGCACGCAGGUUAUCCUAGAGGCAGAGAGUGACCGCUUCAAUGAGUUGUUGUCCAGGACAAUGAAUUCGCUGGCGACCCUGGCGUCGAAUUCUUUGACGGCCAUGAAAUUUGCGACGGAGGAAGAGGCGUUCAACAGUUCACAGACGCUGUACAGCCUCGUGCAGUGCACGCCGGACCUGACUGAAUCCGAUUGCGAAGUAUGUUUCCAAAGCGCCAUAGGAGGUCUGCCUAUGUGCUGUGGUGGAAAACAAGGCGGAAGGGUUCUGCUACCAAGUUGUAAUAUUAGAUAUGAAUUGUACUCAUUUUACAACUUCACAGCUGCUUCGCCUGCAUUUCCUCCUCCUGCUCCAGGAGGAAGCAAAAUGUCGUCCCUGACAAUAAUUGUCACCAUUGUUAUCGCAAUUUCUGUCUCUGUGGUUCUUUUCUUCAUUGCCUAUUGCUUCCUUCGGAGGAGAGCAAGGAAGAAAUGCUACACUUUAUCCGAAGAAAAUGUUGGAGAUGAAAUUACAACCAUAGAGUCCUUGCAAUUUGAUUUGGAUAUAAUUGAAGCUGCCACGGACAAGUUCUCAGAUGAUAACAAGAUUGGUGAAGGAGGAUUUGGCGCGGUUUAUAAGGAAGCAACCGUUGAGGUAAAUGCGUGCAGAGAUCGACAGGAGGCAGCGAGGAAGCUUGGUGCGGCUUGUGGCGUAGCAAAGGAGGCAGUCGGUGUCGGAAAGGUCUCGAUGCCUGGGUUUCUGAUGGCGCAAAACGUAGCAGUUUCUGGCGGCGCAACCAAAGGGCUCUUGGGAAAUUUGAGACCGACCCAUCACCGGCCUUCGGCUCACCCACUCCGGCGUCAGUGUCUCCAGCGACAACUGUUCAUGGAAGUUGUCGAUUACUGA
Molecule: messenger RNA, 1365 nt
Organism: Alnus glutinosa
Lineage: Eukaryota; Viridiplantae; Streptophyta; Magnoliopsida; Fagales; Betulaceae
Product: cysteine-rich receptor-like protein kinase 25
Exons: 5
Coding region: 1-1365 (454 amino acids)
Source: RefSeq, a predicted model, not a curated record